Messenger RNA from Hirsutella rhossiliensis, 945 nucleotides. Its product is annotated as zinc-RING finger domain-containing protein. The coding region runs from base 1 to 945 and encodes 314 amino acids. Gene Ontology annotation, biological process: reciprocal meiotic recombination. Gene Ontology annotation, molecular function: ubiquitin protein ligase activity. The transcript is spliced from 5 exons. NCBI's taxonomy places the organism in Eukaryota, Fungi, Ascomycota, Sordariomycetes, Hypocreales, Ophiocordycipitaceae. Gene Ontology annotation, cellular component: synaptonemal complex. The record is from RefSeq and is a predicted model, not a curated record.
AUGGAGCACGCCCUGACCUGCAAUAACCUCAAAUGCAAAAAGGAACUCGGGGAUCGGGCUCUCGUCACCACCUGCAGUCACAUCUUUUGCCUCGAAUGCGUCCGCCGACUUGGCCUGUCCACGCAAGAGAACCCCAGGGGUGCCGCAUGCCCGGCGUGCAACUCGCAGCUCGCAAAGCCCGACGAUGCUGUCUUUGCCAACCUCAACCCAAGCGAGGACUACAAGACGAGUAUUCUCAGCGGCCUCAGCCCCAACGUCAUCAUGGAGUGCGCCGGCCGCGCUCUCAGCUUCUGGGCCUACCAGACGACACAACAAAUCUCCUACCAACAAUAUCUCUGCAAGACUUUGGCGGAGAAAUACUCAAAUCUGAAACUCCGACUCGACCAGACAGCCAAGGACGCCAAUAUCGAGUUGGAGCGUCUGCGGCAGAAGCUCGAUUCCUCGGCGGCUGAGCACGACGGCAUGCGACGCAAGAACGAAGAGUUGGCGCAGGCGUACAGGGAUAAGAGUCGCAAGCUCCUGCAGACACAGGAGCUCUACGACAAGGCCAAGAGGAAGGCCGAGAUGGGUCAGAUCCAACGAGCCGCAUCCGACGCCGUCGACUCGACUCUCCUUGCCGAGCCGCAGUCGCAGCGCACGGCCGGCGCUUUCGAUGGUUAUCAUCCACAGCAAGAGCCGAGCUACCGACAUGCCUUUGUUCCAUACGGCAACGGCAACAGGCUCGAUGCUUCUGGUGUUCACUCUGGAUUCUUCAAGUCGAAUCUCCGCCAUGUGCCUUCCGAGGAACGGUGGCCUGGACAAGCGACCGGCUGCUUCGUUUCCGUCGAGCCUGAAGAGCGCAAUGUGCCACGAACCCAGCCAUACCUUGGCCUGGGAGGUCAUCCAAGAUACUCGGAGCCGCAGCGGCUUAUCCGGGCUCGGCCUCAGCUCGGGAUUGAAGGUUAG